UCCUUCUCAGUUCCAAGAAGAAGGAAGAAUAAAGAGGAGAGGCAUUUUGAUUUAACUGAAAUGGAGAGACACUAUUUUGCAGAGGAGCUGAAGAAAGAGCGUAGGCUUGUUUGGAAUCUCAUACAUGAGAUUGAUUACAAAAAUCAGCAGUUGUCUGAAAUGGAACGUAAAUAUGAUGAGACAACUGCAACUCUUCGUGGACUUGUCGAUGGCCUCAUAGCAAAAAUUAACUCCAAGGAUAGUAUGUUGCUGGACUGGGAGCUUAAAUACAAUACAACUGUGAGACGGCUGAUGGAUGAGAACGCUAAGUUGCAAGAUGAAUUUGUUGAAGAACUUAAAAAGGUUAAGUCUGAAAAUAUUAAGCUGAAGUGUAAACUUGGGCAGCGAACCAAGGAACUAGAAGAAUGUAAAUCCCAGAGUGAUCUGGAACGAAGAACCUUGAUCAAUGAAAUGGAAGUGCUGAAAGAGAAUUUGCCUCGUCAAAAUCUUGUUGAAGUUGAUAAAACUUCAAGUGCUCAGGUUGCUGCUCUGAGGAAAGAGUUGGAGGAAAAAUCGGAGGCAUUGCUAGAUCUGGAAAGCCGUUACAAUUGUCUGACAGUCAAACAGAUUUUAACUAAUCAAGAACUCCAAGAUGCUCGUAAAGAAUCAAUAAAUGGUUUGAAAGAUAUGUUGAAUAGCAGAACAACUCUUGGAGUCAAAAGAAUGGGAGAGAUUAAUCAAAACGCUUUUGAAGUUGCUUGCUCACUAAAGUUCCCUAAUGAAGAUUGGCAGGAAAUAUCUGCUAAAUUAUGUUCAUCAUGGGAACAGAAUGUUCAGGAUCCAAAAUGGCACCCAUUUAAGAGGAUCCCUUUCCGAGGCAACUUGCAGGAAAUAGUAGAUGAAGAUGAUGAGAAGCUGAAAGAGUUGAGAAAUGAAUACGGUGAGGCUGCAUUUGAGGCUGUCACGACUGCACUGAUGGAAAUGAAUGAAUACAAUGCAAGUGGAAGGUAUGCAGUCCCUGAGAUAUGGAACUUAAAGGAGAGAAGGAGGGCCAGUAUGAAAGAAAUCAUUCAAUACAUAAUCAAGCAACUGAAGACUCAAAAGCGUAAAAGAAAGCUUACCUAGGAACCCCAGCAACUAUUUCAUGGUCCAUUUGAGAAAACCAAGCUUCUUAUGUUGCCUGCUGUCAACUGCUUCAUGGGUUCACUGUUUGCUUAUCUAUUUAGUUUAUAUUAAAGCAGAAGUACACAGCCAACUUAAUACUUUUGUAGAUGAAAAACUUUAUCCACUAAACAGGUAUAGCUGGUAAAUGUUGUAGA
Theobroma umbraticum is the source of this 1298-nucleotide messenger RNA. Its product is annotated as XH domain-containing protein. The record is from RefSeq and is a predicted model, not a curated record. Gene Ontology annotation, biological process: gene silencing by siRNA-directed DNA methylation. NCBI's taxonomy places the organism in Eukaryota, Viridiplantae, Streptophyta, Magnoliopsida, Malvales, Malvaceae.